Molecule: messenger RNA, 405 nt
Organism: Penicillium canescens
Lineage: Eukaryota; Fungi; Ascomycota; Eurotiomycetes; Eurotiales; Aspergillaceae
Product: glycosyl hydrolase family 79 C-terminal domain-containing protein
Exons: 1
Coding region: 1-405 (134 amino acids)
Source: RefSeq, a predicted model, not a curated record
AUGGUCGCAAAUGCCAUUGGUAAAUCGGACAAUUCUCGCAUUGUGAACACUCCCCUAGGAGAAAAUACCGAUUCGGUGUAUGCUAUCUGUGAUGGAAGGCGAUUGACUAAACUGGUCGUGGUGAAUUUGCGGGCUUUUGCCCAGACUACCACGGGAACUCGUCCACAUAGGGCUUACAACUUCCAUGUGCCUGCACGUCAUCGCAGCGCUAAUGUGGAGCGUUUGAUUGGUCCGGGUAGUGACGCGCUUGUUAACAUUACUUUCAGGGGGAUUUUCUAUGACUAUGCAUUGCGUCGGGGGAUGCCCGUGCCUGUGCAUGCAUUGGAGGAGGUGGCUAGGGUUCGGGAUGGCGUGUUGACUGUUGAGGUUCCUGUUUCUUCUGCGGUUCUUCUUUCUUUGGAUUAG